AAUAACUGAUAUUCGUCAAUUAUAAAUAUGUUAAUUGAAAUCGAAUCGUUUAUAAUCUGAAGAGGUGGUAAUUGAAAACAGUAUCGGAUUUUUUUUAUUGUUUCUCAUCGCAUGGUGCUGAAAUUGUGAAGGAAGAAAAUGGAAAACAAACAAGAAUUAGGUUACAAAAAAGUACCGAUACUUGAGGAAGGAGUGAUCGAAACAUCGACUUUACCAAGUAUAGAAAAACCAUUCGUGACAAUAACAACAACUGGAGAUACGAAUCGUACUUUUCUUUAUAUAGCGGCUUGUACAGUUAAUAUUGUAUCUUUCAUUUGCGGUACGAGCUUGGGAUGGACGUCGCCGGAAAUACCGUUAUUGAAAAAUUUAACCACUAGUCCGUUGGAGGAAAUCAUAAGUCCUUCGCAGGAAGGUUGGGUGGGAUCUUUCCUCCCCUUAGCAGCGGCUAUCGGUCCCAUAGGCGGGGGAGUAUUAGCAGAUAAAAUCGGAAGGAAAAAAUCUCUGUUGAUCGCCAAUAUACCUUUUUUCGUAGCGUUUCUCGUAAAUUUCUUCGCGAAUUCGAUCUAUCAUUUCUUUUUAUCGAGAUUUCUAUGCGGUCUGGGCAUAGGGAUUAUAUUUACCGCUCUACCGAUGUAUAUGGGGGAAAUAGCCGACGACGAAGUCAGAGGCGCCCUGGGAUCGUUCAUGCAACUAUUCAUCGUGAUAGGAUUAUGUUUUUCUUACAUACUAGGGCCUUACGUGCCGAUGAAAACGUUCAAUUUGAUUCUACUGACACCCCCGGUGGUAUUUUCGAUUUUGUUCGGCGGUUUUGUACCGGACAGUCCGUACUAUUUGAUCCAAAGCGGUCGUAUCGACGAAGCUUUGAAGGCUCUGAUCAAAUUUAGAGGUUGUAGUAGAGCUUCGGCGCAAAAAGAAUUGGAAAUUAUGCGGACCCAAAUCGAGGAAGAUUCGAAAAGUAAAGGGAAUUUCGCGGAAACUUUCAAGAUUGUAUUAGGUUCGAGAGGUUUGAAAAUGGCGUUGUUUAUAUCGCUGAAUUUGGUUACUUGGCAACAAUUGUCCGGUAUUAACAUCGUUUUGUUUUAUACCCAGAGCAUUUUCACCGACGCCGGAGCGUCUUUGGCUCCGGAAAUUUGUACUAUAAUCACGGGGGUAGUUCAAAUAGUAGCCAGCGGCGCUACGCCUUUACUAGUCGAACGUUGGGGCAAGAGAUUCCUCUUAAUGCUAUCCGCCAUCGGUAUGGGUCUAUCUCAAGGCGUAUUAUCAUAUUUUUUCUAUAUGAAAGAGGAUCAAUCGAAAGAUGUAUCCGAUAUUGGUUGGGUACCGAUCGUGAGUCUGGUGGUUUUCAUUAUCACUUAUUGUCUAGGUUUCGGACCGCUAGCUUGGGCUGUUUUGGGCGAACUAUUUCCUGGUAACGUUAAAUCGGUAGCGUCUUCGGCUACCGCCUCGUUUUGUUGGAUCCUCGGGUUUUUUAUUACGAAUUAUUUCGGCGCUUUAACGUCUCUAGUAGGAAAAUCGGGUUCGUUCGGUUUAUUUACAAUUUGUUGCUUCAUUUCGGCCGGUUUCGUUUAUAAAUUUUUACCGGAAACGACUGGGAAAAGUUUGAUCGAAAUCCAGGCUCUUUUAAGCGGGGAAAAUUGAAAUAUAUCCUCGAUUAAAUAAAAUAUUAUAAAAAAAAAUUUAGUACGCCUCUGGAAUUUCUAUCUACAAUAGACAGUUGGCUACGUCGCAUAAUCAAGGUCGACUAAUAUAUCGGAAAUGACGUAUACUCCCGCUUCGAUGUGAAUCGGCCGACUAACUGUCAGCGACUGCUGCACAAUUAUGUUGGUAACUACAUUAAAUACCGAUGUGUUACUGCUCUCUGGCGGUCAGGAUCGGUACUAUACGUUAUAGGGAAUGUAUAUAUUCUUUAUUGAAUUAAAAGUGAGGGAAAGAGAAAGUUUUACCAUAGGCGUGCUAUACGAAAAUUAUUUUGUGGGGGAUUUGAUUAGAUUUUCUUUGAAAAUCACAAAGUUUUAUGGAAAAUUACAAGAGAAAAAUAAGUUUUAGAAUUAAUUUAUCUAUGGUAUUAAAUUAAUAUGUUUUUAAAUCAAAUACUCAAAUAUAUAAAUUCAUGAAAUUUUCGACAAUCAUCCGGAAAAGCACUAAUGUUUCGAAAAAAUGGUUAAAAUUUUUAGAAUGGUCCAGAAAAUCACUUAAACUACGAGAAAAUGCUCCUUAAUUUUCGAAAAAAUUGCCGAAAUAUUCCAAAAAUACCGUAAAAGUUUUCAAUUUUUUUUAAAAAAUUUCCAACUAUUCUCAAAAAACCCGUAAACUCCUCCAAAUUUUCAAAAAAAUGUUGAAAUAUUUUUGAAAAAUUGAAAAAAAAUCGACAAAUUUUCGAAAAAAUUGCUGAUAUAUUUCAAAAACAUCCUAAAAGUCAACAAUUUCCCAAAAAAACGCGCUGGAUUAUUCCAAAAACACCAUAAAGCCACCAAAUUUCAAAAAAAAAUGUCCAAUUAUUCGACAAAUUUUCGAAAAAAUUGCUGAUAUAUUUCAAAAACAUCCUAAAAGUCAACAAAUUCCCAAAAAAACGCGCUGGAUUAUUCCAAAAACACCAUAAAGCCACCAAAUUUCAAAAAAAAAUGUCCAAUUAUUCGACAAAUUUUCGAAAAAAUUGCUGAUAUAUUUCAAAAACAUCCUAAAAGUCAACAAUUUCCCAAAAAAACGCGCUGGAUUAUUCCAAAAACACCAUAAAGCCACCAAAUUUCAAAAAAAAAUAUCCAAUUAUUCGACAAAUUUUCGAAAAAAUUGCUGAUAUAUUUCAAAAACAUCCUAAAAGUCAACAAAUUCCCAAAAAAACGCGCUGGAUUAUUCCAAAAACACCAUAAAGCCACCAAAUUUCAAAAAAAAAUGUCCAAUUAUUCGACAAAUUUUCGAAAAAAUUGCUGAUAUAUUUCAAAAACAUCCUAAAAGUCAACAAAUUCCCAAAAAAACGCGCUGGAUUAUUCCAAAAACACCAUAAAGCCACCAAAUUUCAAAAAAAAAUGUCCAAUUAUUCGACAAAUUUUCGAAAAAAUUGCUGAUAUAUUUCAAAAACAUCCUAAAAGUCAACAAAUUCCCAAAAAAACGCGCUGGAUUAUUCCAAAAACACCAUAAAGCCACCAAAUUUCAAAAAAAAUGUCCAAUUAUUCGACAAAUUUUCGAAAAAAUUUUUGAAAUAUUCCAAUAAUAUCGUAAAAGCUUUCAAAUUUUCAAAAAAAUUUUGAACUUAUCCCAAAAACCCGUGAACUCCACCAAAUUUCAAAAAAAAAUGUCCAAUUAUUCGACAAAUUUUCGAAAAAAUUGCUGAUAUAUUUCAAAAACAUCCUAAAAGUCAACAAAUUCCCAAAAAAACGCGCUGGAUUAUUCCAAAAACACCAUAAAGCCACCAAAUUUCAAAAAAAAAUGUCCAAUUAUUCGACAAAUUUUCGAAAAAAUUGCUGAUAUAUUUCAAAAACAUCCUAAAAGUCAACAAAUUCCCAAAAAAACGCGCUGGAUUAUUCCAAAAACACCAUAAAGCCACCAAAUUUCAAAAAAAAAUAUCCAAUUAUUCGACAAAUUUUCGAAAAAAUUGCUGAUAUAUUUCAAAAACAUCCUAAAAGUCAACAAAUUCCCAAAAAAACGCGCUGGAUUAUUCCAAAAACACCAUAAAGCCACCAAAUUUCAAAAAAAAAUGUCCAAUUAUUCGACAAAUUUUCGAAAAAAUUGCUGAUAUAUUUCAAAAACAUCCUAAAAGUCAACAAAUUCCCAAAAAAACGCGCUGGAUUAUUCCAAAAACACCAUAAAGCCACCAAA
Diorhabda carinulata is the source of this 3813-nucleotide messenger RNA. Its product is annotated as facilitated trehalose transporter Tret1-like. The record is from RefSeq and is a predicted model, not a curated record. Bases 139 to 1638 code for a protein of 499 amino acids. Gene Ontology annotation, cellular component: membrane. Gene Ontology annotation, molecular function: sugar transmembrane transporter activity. Lineage: Eukaryota; Metazoa; Arthropoda; Insecta; Coleoptera; Chrysomelidae. Gene Ontology annotation, biological process: carbohydrate transport; transmembrane transport. The transcript is spliced from 3 exons.